AUCACACCAACGUUGCUGUGGAAAAGUGAUGCUAGUCUAAUUCUCCUAGGCACCGCAACUAGUGCUUUUUUAGCUCAUGGCUUGAGGUUGGUGAAGGGUAUCACGCCUACCCAGAUCGACAGCUGGGUCACAGCGUCUAAUUACGCUAUAACUGGUCUAUUCCUACCCAUCCAUGGCGAUUUUUGA
This is a messenger RNA of Cantharellus anzutake, 186 nucleotides long. RefSeq lists its product as uncharacterized. The annotation marks the transcript as partial. The record is from RefSeq and is a predicted model, not a curated record. NCBI's taxonomy places the organism in Eukaryota, Fungi, Basidiomycota, Agaricomycetes, Cantharellales, Hydnaceae. The transcript has a single exon.